UUAUAAUGGUACCCAGGUAAUAAUGCAAUAAAAAUUAAUCGUUUGAUAUAUAUUCUAAAACAAACAAAGUAAUAAAGCAAUGUAAUUACCAUUCUGUGGAUAACAGAAAAAGCAGUUGGAGUUGCAUCUCUUUACAGGCGGAUAGUGAUUCUAAAACAUACGGAAUGAGUGGGUUUAGUGAUGAUCUUAGCGAUGCACAGGCAAAGGCACUGGCUGAAAUAAAAGGAAAUGCAUGUGAUGUUUCCUCGAACCCAGUGGUCGAUGAUGAAUACUUACUCCGGUUUCUCAGAGCUCGUGAUUUUGAUGUCGCAAAAGCAGAGAAAAUGUUACGACAGUGUUUAAAAUGGCGAGAAGAAAUCGACAUAGAAAAUCAUCAAAAUCGUCAGACACCAGAAGUACUAAAAUUACUACCGAAUAUUUCUCUUCCAAUUGGUAAGGCAAAAAACGGAUCUCCGAUAGUUUACCUUAAUUACACCGGUGCUGAUAUGAAAGGAUUGUUCCGAUGCAUUCAAACCAAAGACUUCAUGUGGUGGUUAUGUUACGAAUUGGAAAUGGCGGACGCUGUUGUGAGAUCUACUUCAAAACCCUAUAAGGGAUUGACAUUGGUUUGCGAUUACAACAGGAUAUCGAUGGACGUGCUGUCUAAACAAAAUCUUGAUUUCGAAAAACAGUUUAAUCCAAUCAUGGAAAAAAACUUCCCGGAGAUUGUGAACAAAGUGCUAAUUUUAAAUGGAUCGACAGUACUGCAUAUAUUCCUAAAGCUCGUCAAGUACUUAAUUCCGAAAGAGACAUUGUCAAAACUUGAAUUUUUGAAAGAUCCAAAGGAUUUAAAGAAGUUCAUAGAUGAUGACCAACUUAUAGGUCAUUAUGGGGGAACUUUGGUUGAUGAAGAUGGCGACCCAAAGUUUAGCAGUAAGAUCAUCUACCCAACAAAGAUUCCUGAAUCGUUUUACAUAGCGCCAAACUUUGCCGAUUAUGAGCUAAACUCCGAUUACACCAAAGUUGAAAUCGGAAGGGGCAAAGAAAUUAGUGUUGCAGUCGAGGUCGCCACAAUAGGAUUCUCAAUCAUAUGGUUCGUUCUAAGUAAAGAUGGAGAGCUCGAAAUCGGGAUAAAUUUUAAGGCUGAAUCCGGUGAUGUUGAACCCGUGGAGCCAAUGAGCAAGGUAAACUGCGACGUAUGCCCAGAGUCUGGAAGCAAAAUAUGUAGCAAAGUUGGCACAUAUACUGUGGUGAUAAGAAACAACGCAGUAUUGAAAAGCAAGAAAGUGGCUUAUAAUGUUGAAGUCUUAAAGGAGGAUGAUAGUGAACCAAUACUCACAAAGUUGUAAAUAUAUAAAUACAUUGAGUAGACUAUUGACAAUGUAAGGUGAUAAGAAACAACGCAGUAUUGAAAAGCAAGAAAGUGGCUUAUAAUGUUGAAGUCUUAAAGGAGGAUGAUAGUGAACCACUACUCACAAAGUUAUA
Owenia fusiformis is the source of this 1464-nucleotide messenger RNA. NCBI's taxonomy places the organism in Eukaryota, Metazoa, Annelida, Polychaeta, Sabellida, Oweniidae. The record is from the annotation of a GenBank genome assembly.